GAUUUUAACCUUCAGUCUCCAGGUCAGCUGUUGCUCCCUGCAGAAGGACUCUCUCGCUCUCACUCUGUCCCACUGCUUUUUUGUUGUUGUUUGUUUUUAUGUGUGAGGAUAUGUGCGUAUGAGCCCACAGGCCUAGAAACAUGAGGUGUCUUCAGGUGCUGCUUCUGGGGCUCGUGCUCCUCCAACAGGGCUGCUGCUUUGAGUUUGUGAUAGACGGGGAAUGGGAGGAAGAGAUGCAGUCACACACACAGGAUCAUCGGGAGAGACACAGGAGAGCGAUAUUGACCAGCGAGGAGCAGGAAGACUUUGAGGCCAUCCGUGGAGAUGACAUCACUGUCAGGAGCUACAAGGUGGAGAGCCGCAUCACAUCACGCUUUGCCCACACGACCGUCAGGAGCUCUGUGGUCAAUUCGGGCUCCAAAGCCCAGAGCAUCGCCUUCAACGUCCAGAUCCCCAAACGAGCUUUCAUCACCAACUUCACCAUGAAUGUGAAUGGGAUCACAUUUGUGGGCUCAGUGAAGGAGAAGACAGUAGCCAGGAACCUGUACGCCCAGGCCAGAGCGAGGGACAAGGCAGCAGGCAUCAUCAGGACAAAUUCCCAGGACAUGGAGACCUUUAAAACAGAGGUCCAUGUUCCCUCAGGCAGCCAUAUUGAAUUUGAGCUGCACGACCAGGAGAUGAUGCACAGGAAGCUGAGUUUCUACGAGCAUACGCUGCACCUGCAGCCCGGGAGGCUGGUGCCGCAGCUCCAGGCGGAUGUUUACAUCUUUGAGCCAAAGGGAAUCGCCACGGUGCAGGCGGCGAACACCUUUGGAGCGCAGUUUGCAGAGCUAAUGAAAGUAACAUCCACCAAAGACAAGGCUCAUGUUGUCUUCAAGCCCACCUUACAGCAACAGAGGAAGUGUGAAAACUGCACAGAAAGCGCCAUUGAGGGCGUUAUUACUGUGUUAUAUGAUGUGAACAGAGACAGCAAUGCUGGGGAGCUGCAGGUCUCAGAUGGACAUUUUGUCCAUUUCUUUGCUCCUUCCAACCUCUCCCCUCUUCCAAAAAACAUUGUGUUUGUCAUUGAUGUCAGCGGGUCCAUGUGGGGGGUCAAAAUGAAGCAAACAGUGCAGGCCAUGAAGGCUAUUUUGGAUGACCUGACCAUCGAUGACAACUUCAGCAUCAUAGAUUUUAACCACAAUGUGCGCUGCUGGAGUGAGGAGCUGGUACCUGGCUCUUCCAUUCAGACUGGAGAUGCCAAGAGAUACAUUGAGAGCAUUAAACCCAAUGGGGGCACCAACAUCAAUGAGGCCCUAUUGAGAGCAGUUCAGAUGCUGGUGAGAGCGUCCAAUCAGGGGCUCAUUGACUCUCGCUCCGUCUCCAUGAUUAUUCUGGUGUCUGAUGGAGACCCCACUGUUGGUGAGAUCAAGCUCAGCGCCAUCCAGAAGAACGUGAAGCGAGUGAUGAGGGAGGAGUUUUCUCUCUUCUCGCUGGGUAUCGGCUUCGAUGUGGACUACGACUUCCUGGAACGUAUCGCCAUGGAGAACAGGGGCAUGGCUCAAAGGAUCUACGCCAACCACGAUGCAGCGGAGCAGCUACGGACGUUUUACAGCCAGGUUUCUUCACCCCUGUUGAGGAGAAUCGCCAUUCAGUUCCCAGUGGAUUUGGUUACAGAUGUCACCCAGAACCACUUUGAUAAAUUUUUCAGUGGCUCUGAGUUGGUGGUGGCUGGAAAAGUGCUGCAGUCUGACAGCAACACGCUGACCAGCUUCACCACGGCAUCUGCUGCCCGUCUGGACAUCACUUUGGAGACUGAUGCCGACACCACAGAGCUGGACACAGAGCUGGCCAAACAGCAGCACUCCUUCACUGGCUUUGCCCGGCAGAUGUGGGCUUAUCUUACUAUUAAGCAGCUGAUCGGUGAAAGGUCUCUGGCUACAACAGCUGCCAAAAAGAGGAGGAUCACCCAGAGGAUCAUGACUCUGGCUGUGGAGCAUCAGUUUGUCACGCCGUUCACCGCUCUGUUGGUGGAGAGCGAGGACGCCACGGAGAGGCUGCUGGCUGACUCUCCAAAGGACCCCAAACUUGGCUGCUGCUCAGGAGGAGGAGUAUCAAGUGGUCUGACCCCUGUAUCAGUUGUUUACCAGGCUCCACCCUGGGUCCAGAUAGCCACCACAACACCCCCCCCAAGUCAGGUUGAAAAGGGUCCAGAGGAGUACGCUCUGCCUCCAAAGGUUAACCUAGUGGAUAACGACCCUCACUUCAUCAUCCACCUGCCCAGAAGUAACCUGGACAUCUGCUUCAACAUUGACUCCACACCUGGACAUAUUCUUAACUUGCUGUCUGACAGCGGAACAGGUGUGACGGUGAACGGGCAGCUAAUCAGCUCUAAGAAGGUCAACAAACGCAAACUCAACACCUACUUUGGCACCAUCGCUGUCUACUACCAGCCAGAUGGAGUCAGUGUGGCAAUCAGCACUGACAACAUCACCAUGACUGAUGGCAGAAACAACCACUCCUUUACCUGGGGGUCCACAGCUGAAAUAAUACAGGAUGGGGUGAGGAUGUCCAUUAUGAAGAACUCUCAUGUCAUUAUCACUAUAAAUAAUAGUACCCAAGUGAUGGUGUUGCUUCACCGUGUGUGGAAGAAACAUCCAGUCAAUGUUGACUAUCUUGGUAUUUAUAUUCCCAAUGACAACCAGUACUCGCCUCUAGUCCACGGACUCAUAGGGCAGUUUUCUAGAGAGCCUGAGGUGAGCUUGUAUGACAUCCAUGAAGGAGCUGACCCUCUAAAGAAAGAGGGCACCAUAGAGGUGAAGGGCAACAAGCUGCUUGUCACCAGGGGCUGGCAGAAGGACUACAGGCAAGACAAGAAGCAUGGCUCCAACGUCUACUGCUGGUUCAUUCACAACAGUGGGAAGGGCUUCAUUGAUGGCCACUACUCCGACUACAUUGUUCCAGAUCUAAACAGCUUCCUCUACAUGUUCUGAGCAGCCAGAUGCACAUUAAAGUACCCUGUGCUGCUAUUAAUUCCCCGGGGUCAGUAAGAAAAUUACAAUUUACAAAGAAGUCAGAGGGAAGGGGAAGACAACAUGUAACCUUUUUCCACUUAUGUCACAAGUGUAACUAAAUUUCUUAAUUUCAUUUUCCACAGGACACCAGAAAUAAUUUUUGUCAUUUAUUUGGACAAAAUAUACAUCUGAGAAGUUAAAAUCAACUCAAAUACUAAAUAAAAACAAAGAAACAAACUGAA
Molecule: messenger RNA, 3235 nt
Organism: Archocentrus centrarchus (flier cichlid)
Lineage: Eukaryota; Metazoa; Chordata; Actinopteri; Cichliformes; Cichlidae
Gene: itih2
Product: inter-alpha-trypsin inhibitor heavy chain 2
Exons: 21
Coding region: 141-2972 (943 amino acids)
Biological process (GO): hyaluronan metabolic process
Molecular function (GO): serine-type endopeptidase inhibitor activity
Source: RefSeq, a predicted model, not a curated record